Callorhinchus milii (elephant shark) is the source of this 1393-nucleotide messenger RNA. It is a transcript of the gene ube2e3, whose product is annotated as ubiquitin-conjugating enzyme E2E 3 (UBC4/5 homolog, yeast). NCBI's taxonomy places the organism in Eukaryota, Metazoa, Chordata, Chondrichthyes, Chimaeriformes, Callorhinchidae. The record is from RefSeq and is a predicted model, not a curated record. Gene Ontology annotation, biological process: protein polyubiquitination. Gene Ontology annotation, cellular component: nucleus. The transcript is spliced from 5 exons. The coding region runs from base 243 to 857 and encodes 204 amino acids. Gene Ontology annotation, molecular function: ubiquitin conjugating enzyme activity.
GUGGAGGGAGGUUGUUGGUAGUGGUGGUGAGAGGAGAGUGGGAAAGGGGGGCAUCGCUGCUGUCUCCGCUUUUGGGUGUUCAGACCAGAGUCACUCGCUUACAGCAGCAGCAGCAGCAGCAGUCGGGGCUUUUCCCCCCCGAAGUGAAGUUCGCUUGGUGGUGAAUGUGGCAUCAUUAUUAUUAUUAUUUUUUUUUUUGGUGCGGCUCCUGUGUUUUUUUUUGACACCGAAGGGAAGAUAAGAUGUCCAGCGACCGGCAGAGGUCUGACGAUGAGAGUCCGAGCACGAGCAGCGGCAGCUCGGACGCCGACCAGCGCGACACCCCGCAAGAGGAGAGGAAAGAGGCGUCUUCCCAGCAACAGCCGAAAAAGAAGGAGCCCAAGGUGUCCAGCAAAACCACGGCCAAACUCUCCACCAGCGCCAAAAGAAUUCAAAAGGAACUAGCAGAAAUCACACUGGAUCCUCCUCCAAAUUGCAGUGCUGGUCCAAAAGGAGACAACAUAUACGAGUGGCGGUCUACCAUACUCGGUCCUCCUGGGUCAGUUUAUGAAGGCGGUGUUUUUUUUCUGGACAUCACUUUCUCAUCUGACUAUCCAUUCAAACCACCAAAGGUAACUUUCCGGACCAGGAUCUAUCACUGCAACAUCAACAGUCAGGGAGUGAUCUGUCUGGACAUUCUGAAAGAUAACUGGAGCCCAGCUCUGACUAUUUCAAAGGUUCUACUUUCUAUUUGCUCGCUCCUGACAGACUGCAAUCCAGCGGAUCCACUAGUUGGGAGCAUAGCAACCCAAUAUUUGACCAACAGAGCAGAACAUGACCGGAUAGCCAGACAGUGGACCAAGAGAUACGCUACAUAAAUUGCAUUCUUUCCUGUGCUGUGAAAAGGAGCAGGAGGCAUUAUUUACAAUGUGCAACAAUUCUUUAUAGCCUUUACAAUACGGACUUCUGUGUAUAUGUUAUACUGAUUCUAAUCUCUGCUUUUAUCCUCUGAAGAUUGGGAUAAGCCCCUGUAAAAGGUAAAUGCUAUUGAAGUAGAUCUUUGUAGCAGUAGAUUAGUUAUGUUUAAAUGCCUACUUGCAAGUCUGCUUCUUUGGGAUAUCAAAAUGUAUUUUGUGAUGUAAAAGGAAAAUGUUCCUCAAGUCAACCAAAUAUUAUGGUGCAUUUUAGCCUAAUCCAUUAUCUGUAUGAAAUCUGAUAAUAGCUGUAGAUGAUUAGAAUUUUGGCAUUCGUAUUAAACCCAGUUCCAUUUUCAAUCAUGUGGUACAUGCUGUUGUGUGCUCCGUUUUACCUUUGUCAAUUUGUAAUGAAGAGAUUUCAUUUAAACCUUUGUAGCUCUAAAUAAUGAGCACCUGAUGUAUCAUCUCAAAAGACAAUAAACUUGUUUCCCAGGUUA